AUGGGAGAGGGAGGAGGAGUACCCUCUCUCCUCUUCCUCUCCACUGUCCUCUCUCCUUUGGCCUCUCUCCUCUUCCUCUACACUACCCUCUCCUCUUCCUCUCCACUGUCCUCUCUCCUCUUCCUCUCCACUACCCUCUCCUCUUCCUCUCCACGGCUCUCUCUUCUCUUCCUCUCUCCUCUUCCUCUCCACUACCCUCUCCUCUUCCUCUCCACUGUCCUCUCUCCUCUUCCUCUCCACGGCUCUCUCUUCUCUUCCUCUCUCCUCUUCCUCUCCACUGGCCUCACUCCUAUUCCUCUCCACUAUCCUCUCUCCUCUUCCUCAAACACUAUCCUCUCUCCUCUUCCUCUCCACUGUCCUCUCUCCUCUUCCUCUCCUCUGUCCUCUCUCCUCUUCCUCUCCACUGCCUUCUCUCCUCCUCCUCUCCACUACCCUCUCUACUCUUCCUCUCCACUGCUCUCUCUCCUCUUCCUCUCCACUGCCCUGUCUCCUCUUCCUCUCCACUGCCCUCUCUCCUCUUCCUCUCCUUUGGCCUCUCUCCUCUUCCUCUCCACUACCCUCUUUCCUCUUCCUCUCCACUGGCCUCUCUCCUCUUCCUCUCCUUUGGCCUCUCUCCUCUUCCUCUCCACUACCCUCUUUCCUCUUCCUCUCCACUGGCCUCUCUCCUCAGUCGGGGACAAACCGUGCAUGUAA
This is a messenger RNA of Knipowitschia caucasica, 693 nucleotides long. NCBI's taxonomy places the organism in Eukaryota, Metazoa, Chordata, Actinopteri, Gobiiformes, Gobiidae. The record is from the annotation of a GenBank genome assembly.